AUGUAUCUACAAGGGGUAGUUAUAGAUAAAGAAUUAAAUAUUAUUAGAGGAUUAAAAACAAUCAGUGGAAUAGGACAAAAAAAAGCAGAAGAAAUAUGCAACCUAUGCCACAUACACCAUAAAUUAAAAAUAUCAGAGCUAGAUAACCAACAAGAAAGACGAGUACAAACACUAGUAGCUAAAAUGAGAGUAGGACACUUAUUAAAAAAAGAAACAACAUCCGAUAUAUUCAACCUUAUCAACAAUAAAACAUAUAGAGGAUAUAAACACCUACUAGGACUACCCGUAAAAGGACAAAGAACAAAAACAAAUGCAAAAACAACAAAAACACAUAAAAACUCACUAAUAA
Fonticula alba is the source of this 349-nucleotide messenger RNA. NCBI's taxonomy places the organism in Eukaryota, Rotosphaerida, Fonticulaceae. The record is from the annotation of a RefSeq genome assembly.